AUGUUCGCUCGCGUCAACCUCGUCCUUGCAGCCCUCGCCACACACGCCCUCGCAGCCACGUACUCUCAGUCCGACAGCCACCAGGGCACCGGGUUUUACAACUCCUUCUCGUUCCAGGCGAUCUCGGACCCAACGCACGGGCGUGUCAACUACGUCGACCAGGGCACGGCGAUGUCGAAGAACCUGACAUACGCCAGCGGGGACACGUUCAUUCUUCGCGCCGACCACACGACGACGCUCAGCUCGAGCGGCCCCGGGCGCGACUCUGUCCGGCUGCAGAGCAACAAGCAGUACACAACGCAUGUCACGGUCUGGAGUAUCCGCCACAUGCCUGUGGGCUGUGGCACUUGGCCUGCGAUCUGGGAGGUCGGCAGUGACUGGCCUAACAACGGCGAAAUCGACAUCCUCGAGGGCGUGAACGACCAGGGCCCGAACCAGGCGACGUUGCACACCGGCGCAGACUGCACGAUGCCGUCGUCGCGCUCGCAGACCGGGACGUCGGCGGGGAACAACUGCGACGUGAACGAGACGAACAACGCCGGCUGCGGCGUGCAGUCCAACACCGCGUCGAGCUACGGACCCGCGCUCAACUCCGCGGGUGGCGGGUACUACGCGAUGGAGCGCACGAACUCGUUCAUCAAGGUCUGGUUCUGGCCGCGCAACUCGGGCAACAUCCCCUCCGACGUCAAGAGCGGCUCCACGUCGAUCAACACCGGCAAUUGGGGUACGCCAUUCGCGUACUUCCCAAGCCAGUCUUGCGACCUGUCGUCCCACUUUGGCGCGCACAACAUCAUCAUCAACCUCACGUUCUGCGGAGACUGGGCUGGCGCCGUCUUCAACUCUGACGGGUGCUCCGGCACGUGCUCCACGUACGUGAACCAGAACCCGUCCGCAUUCACCAAUGCAUACUUCGACAUCCAGUGGAUCAAGAUCUAUCAAUAA
Messenger RNA from Epithele typhae, 942 nucleotides. RefSeq names its product laminarinase. Bases 1 to 942 code for a protein of 313 amino acids. The record is from RefSeq and is a predicted model, not a curated record. The transcript is spliced from 9 exons. Gene Ontology annotation, biological process: glucan catabolic process. Gene Ontology annotation, molecular function: hydrolase activity, hydrolyzing O-glycosyl compounds. Lineage: Eukaryota; Fungi; Basidiomycota; Agaricomycetes; Polyporales; Epitheliaceae.